Molecule: messenger RNA, 3781 nt
Organism: Patiria miniata (bat star)
Lineage: Eukaryota; Metazoa; Echinodermata; Asteroidea; Valvatida; Asterinidae
Product: amino acid transporter AVT1F-like
Exons: 9
Coding region: 177-1721 (514 amino acids)
Biological process (GO): L-alanine transport; amino acid transmembrane transport
Cellular component (GO): vacuolar membrane
Molecular function (GO): L-proline transmembrane transporter activity; L-alanine transmembrane transporter activity
Source: RefSeq, a predicted model, not a curated record
GCCAAGUCUAGAAAUUCUUCCACCCGGCCCCGUAAAGGUUCACAGAUUUUUCUUAAAAAGACAUGUACAUAUUUUGUGACGGCUUAUUUGUCCCAGUGUGUUGCGAAUGGUUUUGUUCACAAUAGACGUACCCUGCAGAGACCGUCUGCGGUAUAGUUGCAGUAGAGCGCAGCAAGAUGGAGACCAAUGGCGGGCCUAAAGCUAAACCAGCCGAUGACGACCAGACUAUCCCCCUCCAGAAGUACAAGACUAGCCUGUACAUGAACUCCGAUGAUGGGCCACACAAGCUUCAACCUGCCGGACCGAACUACAAGACGGCCUUGUAUACCAAGACAGAUAAUGGCGAUCUAGUGGAACUUGGUUUACAUGAUACCGAUGACAUGGCUGAUUACGGCAAGCGAGAGGGCCUCAACUUCCAGCAGACUAUCUUCCUUAUUGCCGGUUACUGCCCGGGAUUUGCGGCGACUAUCAUGAUGGUAGCCAUCGUACAUACAGGUUGGGUUGGCUUCAUCGUGUUCGCGGCCAUCGUCUUUCUGCUGGCCUAUGCCUCCAUUUUGCUUGGAAAUUGUUGGAAUUUGGUGCGAGUCACGUGGUUUGAGGACCUGAAUCCGUACGGCGCCAUAGCCUACGAGGCGUGCGGGAGCUGGGCUAGACACACGGUGAAUGUGCUAGUCGACCUGGCAAGCUUCGGUGGAGGAACCGCCAUGCUCCUCGCAACCUCAGAGCUGGUCCUGAUCGUCGUUGGUCCCGGGCUGUUUGGCACCUACUGCUACUGGCCACUCAUCAUAGGUGCCAUUAUGUGCCCGGCAAUAUGGGUUGGCAUGCCCAAGCAUUUCUGGCUACUUGGUGCUCUAAGCAUCAUCACCACUCUCCUUGCCAUACUCAUCAUUUUCAUCGACGCGGCGAUCUACCUGAAUGGGAAUGGACACGCCCUAGAUGAGCUCCAGCCACCCGUUGAGUCCUGGGCUUUCAGCAAACUCAUCGGCGCUACCAUUUUCUUGCUGGGUGGGCACUUUGUGUAUCCUGAGAUUCAGCGCGCCAUGAGGGAGCCUGGGAACUUUGACCGGAGCGCCCUCACUAGUUUCCUGUUGAUUGUGGUGUUUCUCUUCCCCACCUUGCUUGUUGUCUUUGUCACCUACGGAGAGAUCAUUUCCCCUGAUGGUGACAUGAGCCUCCAAGCCGGUCUCUUGUCAAUCCUACCUCGGGACGGCCUGACAGUGGUUCCUGGCCUGCUUCUGCUCAUCAGCAGUGCACCUGUCAUGCUGAUCAUUAUCAAUCCCCUCUUCCAACAUCUUGAGGAGGUGUUGAACAUCCCUGAAGAGAUUGGCUGGAAGCGUAUUCUCCUGCGCACGUCUAUCAUCAUCUUGAUAGUCUUCCUGGCCGAGACGGUGAAUGAAUUUGCGCUCCUUGUGACACUGGUUGGAGGCGUGUUACUCCCUCUGUUGACAUUCUUGGCUCCUGCGGUGUCGUUUCUGCGAUUGCGGGCCAUGCACAUGCCAGACAGCUUCUCAGAGCGCCCGAAGAUGCACAUCUUUGAGACAAUCAUGUCCCUCCUCCUUAUCCUGGUUACCCCGUUAACGGUCGUCGCGGUUCUGGUCCUCACCAUAAUUGCGCUUGCAAACGACCAGACGGGUUACGUCAAACCCUGCUACGUUCAGUUCAACAACAUGACCAACACUACAUGGGAAGAUGACUUGUUGCUGACCACUGCUUCCAUGUGAAAAGUAAUACACUCGUGGAAAAAAAUGAUAAAAUGUUUAAGAAGAAGUAAAACAAAACAGAUCACUCUUAAUUACAUUGGACAGAUUCAAAAAUAUGUUCACAUAACUUGUGAUUAACCCUCGUUCUUGCAGACCAGUUGAGAAACUAAGACUGGCAUUCUAGAGUCAUGCCAGACCAAAAUAUCCCUAAGACUUGAAACAAUAGACGGAGUCGAGUCUCAAUGAACUCCAAGAUAUGCCAAGAUAAUAGAAAUCCUCUGAUAGCCAAAUUAUGUGCCCAGUUAUUUGAUACAUCAUCGAGGAUAUUAUGCACCCCCUAACUUGGUUACAGAGAUAGAGUUGGGUGGUGCCGGUGGAAUGCAUUGCUGAUGUAUGCCUAAGCGAAGAUGAACUGAUAAGUUAAGAUUUGUUUCUUAUAGCAGACAUGAUUGAAGAAAAAAAAUAGAUGAGAUGAGCUUUGCAAAUUGCGAUUUUUUAUAUAUUUCUUUGCAUAAAAAAGUUGCCGUUAAUAUUAGUUCAUUUUAUUUUUUUAAGAAGUACGUAAAUAUGCCAUGGAAAUUUUUUUUUUUAUGUCUGAAUGUUUUGCUUUUAUUACAAAUUACAUAUCAGAAAGUCUAGUAAUAUCUCAAAUUGGACUGAUCGAUGUGUAGAGGUAAAUAUUGAAUAGUUUUGUUUGUGGUAUUAUUUCAAAAUUUCAUUGUGCUACCAGCACACACUGCUUUGAUCUUCCAUGAGACUUAAAAGGUUUGCAUGGUGGACAUGAUCAAUGUAUGGGAGGUUUGCGGUGACCAUGUGAAUGAUAUCUCUUGGUUAGUUGUGUAGUUCUGAGAAGAACUAGUGGAAUGCCGCUAUAACGAACAUCGUGGGAUCCACAGCAUUUCUCACAUCCCGCCGCCGCACGAUGAGUUGUCACAAAACUUAAGCAAUGGGUGGUUUUCCCUUUUAUUCCUUGGGGAAAUAAUAGCCAUCUAUCGCUCUUCUACAUUUUAACACGAUGUAACCAUGGGUGGUUUGAUGUUCGGGAAUUAAAAGUGGCCCAAACAGUAUUUAAUACAUGUAAAACCGGUAGUUUUUUUUGUUAAUCUGUUGACUUUUUUCAACAACGAUGUUCGGUACGUUUGGUACAUUAAAACCGGGAGCCAAGGAUGAUAUUCGGUUUAGCCGAAUGUUCGGUAUAGCGGUGUUCCACUGUAGUAUUGGUUUGACCAGUUGAGUUAAACCAACUGGUUCUUCUCAAAACAACACAACUCACAAAGAGAUAUCAUGCACAUGGUGUAACCGCAAACCUCCCAUUCUUUGAUCUUCCAGUAUUAAAAUGUUCACUGCAUUUCUGUCUAAUGAAUAUACAUCUCCAUAAUUUUUUUUUUUUUAAAGUUUCCUGUUCACGCCAUUUGCUUUGGAUAAUGUCAUUGUAUAUUUAUAUAAUAUAAAACUGUGGGGCAUUAUCAAUGUUUGCAGUAAUUAUAGAGACAACAGGAAGGUCAGCUGAAGAAGACGUAAAGAUUGCAAAAUGUAGACUGUAUAGACGAAUAAUGCUCACUGCAAGAAUUAUAAAGUGAAGUAGGUGCUCAAAAGAUUAAUUUUAUUUUAGGUCUUGUAGUAAUUAGAAUCUGUUGUUUGGGUUAUUGGUUUAAAUUGUCUGCACUGGAGUUAUUUUGGUAAUGAAUUUUUUCUAAUGUACACAAAACAUGUACAAGUUUAGUUUACCAUUUUGAUUAGGGACAAAAGUCACAAUGAGUAACAUUGCCACGUUAUGCUAAGUUACAAGACAUUCAUUUCAGUAAUGCUGUUUGUAGUUACUUCAAAUUUUCAAUGUAUCAAUUAAAUUAUUGCACAUUUUCCCUUCAACUUCAUCACUGGCGGUGACAGUUAACACUGAACUUUUGAAGAAACAGAUUUAUAUACUUUGUUUUUGGAAGAACAAAUGUCAACGAUGAAUUGCGAACAAAUAAAGCAGAUGCUGAAUAGUGGUUCAACUUUUCUUUUCUUAGAAGUAAAAUAUGAUCAAAUAGCGUGCUUGUGGUGGAUUGCAGAAUAAAAUACUUUAUUUUGUAAAUUUG